Molecule: messenger RNA, 14743 nt
Organism: Coregonus sp. 'balchen'
Lineage: Eukaryota; Metazoa; Chordata; Actinopteri; Salmoniformes; Salmonidae
Source: the annotation of a GenBank genome assembly
UGUUGUUUUAGAGACCCUUCAUGUUGGAUGUUACAGCUCUGCUGCUGACCACUCUGGAGGAGCUCACUGAAGAACAGCUGAAGACAUUUCAGUGUUACCUGACUAGUUUCCAGCUGCCUGGCUUUCCUCCCAUCCCAGAGAGCCAGCUGGAGAGCGCUGACAGACAGGACACAGUGGAUCAGAUGGUGAAGAGAUACGACCCUGAGGGAGCUGUGAAGAUCACACUGAACACAGUGAGGAAGAUGAACCAGAAUGAUCUGGCUGAGAAGUUAGAGAGAGAUCACAGAGGAGGUAAUUACAGGUGUUGUUCAUAGUCAGGAUGUUGAGUGUUUCAAAAAAGAGUCCCAGCUUCUUUACUAUUUUGUUUUAUAACAUAUAAAUGAGGAUACAACAUUUAUGUCCCCUUUUGAUAACACAUCUCAGAAACGCAGGUAACACCUCUAUAAACGGUCAAUAUAGAGUUUGUCAUUUCAACUGUUUUCUCCUCAGUCCUCCAGGCCACUCAAAAAACGUUGAAGGAAAUGCCAAGUUCCUCAUCUCAUAGUCCUCCUAGAACCCCAGGUAAGAGUGAAGGAGAUGUAAGAUCUUCAUUUGAUCAUUCUUUUGUUGCUGAGAAUUUUCUUAUACGGCAAGAAAUGCAAACUUGUAGUGUAUUGGAGUUUUAAAAAGUUUUCUGAAGUUUUCCACUUGAAUUGACCUAACGAAAAAUGUAUCAACUCCUACAAAAAUGUCAAUUAAUUAUAAUAUACAUAAUAGUUCACAUUUCCUGUUGCUGCAGGAUUAUUUUCCUGCUGAAGCAAACUGGCUCAAAUGAAGAUCCUACAUCUGUAUUUAAUACAAAGACAACUUUAAACCAAUAACUAACAAAAUUAGAUAUAUACACUAUUUCUGUGCAGAUUCUCCUCUUCUCCUGGAACCCAAUGAUCCCAUUGUUGGACAGGCCUUCACCUUGCCAUCAGCGACUGAUGGGACAAUAGAAGAAGAGAGCCAGGACUGUGCCAGAGUGCCUCCGUCUGACAGCUUACCUGAAGCCAUGGACGAGUUAAGCAUCACAGAAUGUAGAGUAGUGGACCAGAGCCUGUGUACUACUGACCCUCCCAUGGUAAGACCCUCACUGGAAAGAAAGAAAGAAAGAAAGAAAGAAAGAAAGAAAGAAAGAAAGAAAGAAAGAAAGAAAGAAAGAAAGAAAGAAAGAAAGAAAGAAAGAAAGAAAGAAAGAGCCAUUGAGUAUCUGAUUUUAUGGUGGAUUGUGGAGGAGAGGGGUUGAGUGUGUUGAAGUAUGUGCGUGUGUGUUUGUCCGGCAUCGGUUGUGGAGGGGUGGGGAUGUUGGGGGGGUAUGGGAUGGACCACGGGAAUUAUUUGCUAGGAUAAUAAUUGAUUGUCAAUAAAUUAAAUGUAAUACAAUGGCAAUCCGGGUUAUAUGUUAAAAUCCUACGCAUGAACUGCCGACAUUAUUAUGCAUAUUAAUUGAUAAUGAUGGAAAAUAUAUAGAGAGAGAGAGGUGACAGCAUUGGAAAUGCUUUUGGCGGUUAAUCUGCUUCUGUUUUGUGGGUGGCACUGUGUGCUGUUUUCGAUGGAUGGGUCCUGGCCUCUCAGGGCCCUAGGGAUCCGGAGGGACGUGGGUGGGAUGCCGAUCACUGGGAUGACGGCUCAACUUAGGAUGGGGAGGGGCUUUAGCGGGGGAAUUAGUCGUCUUGACUUCUUUCUUAUCUCAUUCUCGUUGGCACCAAAAGUUUUUAAAGUGUUGAUAAGGGACAGAAUGCGGUCGGACCAUCAUAUACAGUGGGGAAAAAAAGUAUUUAGUCAGCCACCAAUUGUGCAAGUUCUCCCACUUAAAAAGAUGAGAGAGGCCUGUAAUUUUCAUCAUAGGUACACGUCAACUAUGACAGACAAAUUGAGAAUUUUUUUUCCAGAAAAUCACAUUGUAGGAUUUUUUAUGAAUUUAUUUGCAAAUUAUGGUGGAAAAUAAGUAUUUGGUCACCUACAAACAAGCAAGAUUUCUGGCUCUCACAGACCUGUAACUUCUUCUUUAAGAGACUCCUCUGUCCUCCACUCAUUACCUGUAUUAAUGGCACCUGUUUGAACUUGUUAUCAGUAUAAAAGACACCUGUCCACAACCUCAAACAGUCACACUCCAAACUCCACUAUUGCCAAGACCAAAGAGCUGUCUUAGGACACCAGAAACAAAAUUGUAGACCUGCACCAGGCUGGGAAGACUGAAUCUGCAAUAGGUAAGCAGCUUGGUUUGAAGAAAUCAACUUUGGGAGGAAUUAUUAGGAAAUGGAAGACAUACAAGACCACUGAUAAUCUCCCUCGAUCUGGGGCUCCACGCAAGAUCUCACCCCGUGGGGUCAAAAUGAUCACAAGAACGGUGAGCAAAAAUCCCAGAACCACACGGGGGGACCUAGUGAAUGACCUGCAGAGAGCUGGGACCAAAGUAACAAAGCCUACCAUCAGUAACACACUACGCCGCCAGGGACUCAAAUCCUGCAGUGCAAGACGUGUCCCCCUGCUUAAGCCAGUACAUGUCCAGGCCCGUCUGAAGUUUGCUAGAGUGCAUUUGGAUGAUCCAGAAGAGGAUUGAGAGAAUGUCAUAUGGUCAGAUGAAACCAAAAUAGAACUUUUUGGUAAAAACUAAACUCGUCGUGUUUGGAGGACAAAGAAUGCUGAGUUGCAUCCAAAGAACACCAUACCUACUGUGAAGCAUGGGGGUGGAAACAUCAUGCUUUGGGGCUGUUUUUCUGCAAAGGGACCAGGACGACUGAUCCGUGUAAAGGAAAGAAUGAAUGGGGCCAUGUAUCGUGAGAUUUUGAGUGAAAACCUCCUUCCAUCAGCAAGGGCAUUGAAGAUGAAACGUGGCUGGGUCUUUCAGCAUGACAAUGAUCCCAAACACACCGCCCGGGCAACGAAGGAGUGGCUUCGUAAGAAGCAUUUCAAGGUCCUGGAGUGGCCUAGCCAGUCUCCAGAUCUCAACCCCAUAGAAAAUCUUUGGAGGGAGUUGAAAGUCUGUGUUGCCCAGCGACAGCCCCAAAACAUCACUGCUCUAGAGGAGAUCUGCAUGGAGGAAUGGGCCAAAAUACCAGCAACAGUGUGUGAAAACCUUGUGAAGACUUACAGAAAACGUUUGACCUGUGUCAAUGCCAACAAAGGGUAUAUAACAAACUAUUGAGAAACUUUUGUUAUUUACCAAAUACUUAUUUUCCACCAUAAUUUGCAAAUUCAUAAAAAAUCCUACAAUGUGAUUUUCUGGAUUUUUUUUCUCAUUUUGUCUGUCAUAGUUGACGUGUACCUAUGAUGAAAAGUACAGGCCUCUCUCAUCUUUUUAAGUGGGAGAAUUGGUGGCUGACUAAAUACUUUUUUCCCCUACUGUAAUUGGCAUUUACAUUACUCUUACUGAAUUUCCACGUCGGCGAGGAUAUUGGAAAUGUAAUCAAAGCCUAUUGGAUGAUAAUUUAUUUAUAAUUAGAAUAAAGGAAUUUAUAACUGACUUUUUCCGACAUAACAUAGGUACAGCAAAUCCACUUAUUGUAUGGGACACCUUUAAAUAUGCCUUUAGAGGCCAUGCAAUUCAGUACUCAUCUCGAAAACAAAAGCAAUUUAGGUCAAAACAGUUUAUACUAACAAAGGAAAUAGAAAGUCUAACAGAACAGAUAGAUGGCAAUAAAAACUGUAACAUAGAGGCUCAGAAUAAAUUAGAGGAAAAACAAAAAGAAAUGGAGAAACUUAUUCAAGAAAGAUCAUAUUAUAUUUAUAUAUAAAAAUAAAGCAAACUGGAUGGAAUAUGGGGAAAAAUGCACAAAAUUAUUUUUUUAUCUUCAACAUAGGAAUGCUACCAAAAAUAACUUAAUGAAACUGGUUACAAUUGACGGAGUCACCCAUGAUUCACCAAAUUAUAUUUUGAAGGAGGAAACAAAGUACUUUAAGCAUAUGUUUUAUUUUCAGUCGCCUCCAUCUCCUCUAACUGAAGCUAAUUGUAGAGAUUUUUUUUCUAUUGAUAAUGUAAAAUUAACAGCCAUACAGAAAGACUCAUGUGAAGAUGAAAUUACAGAGGAGGAACUUCUGAAUGCAAUUAAAGACUUUAAGUCCGGGAAAACUCCAGGGUUGGAUGGCAUACCAGUCGAGGUAUACCAAACCUUUUUUGAUAUACUAAGAGGACCGUUAUUAGCAUGUUUUAACCACUCCUAUGUAAAUGGUAGAUUAUCUGACACUCAAGAAGAAGGUCUGAUCUCAUUAUUACUGAAACAGGAUACAAGUGGAAAAUAUAAAGAUCCAGUCCAUGAAAAAAAUUGGAGGCCCCUUACACUUCAGUGUUGUGAUGCAAAAAUUGUAGCAAAAUGUAUAGCGCAUAGAAUUAAAAAGGUAUUGUCGGAUAUUAUUCAUUCUAAUCAGACAGGUUUUUUACAUGGAAGAUACAUUGGAGAUAAUAUAAGGCAUGUAUUGGAAAUAAUAGAACACUGUGGAAAAUAUGGGAAACCAGGCCUGCUAUUCAUAGCAGACUUCGAAAAGGCAUUUGAUAAAGUACGACUGGGGUUUAUAUACAAAUGCCUGGAACAUUUCAAUUUUGGAGAAUCUCUUAUAAAAUGGGUCAAAAUCAUGUAUAGUAACCCUAGGUGUAAAAUAGUAAAUAAUGGCUAUUUCUCAGAAAGUUUUAAACUGUCAAGAGGAGUGAAACAAGGUUGUCCACUAUCAGCAUAUCUAUUUAUUGUGGCCAUCGAGAUGUUAGCUAUUAAAAUCAGAUCCAAUAACAAUAUCAGAGGAUUAGAAAUCCAGGGCUUAAAAACAAAGGUGUCAUUGUACGCUGAUGAUUCAUGUUUUCUUUUAAAUCCACAACUAGAAUCCCUCCACAGCCUCAUAGAGGAUCUAGAUACAUUUUCUAACCUAUCUGGAUUACAACCAAAUUAUGACAAAUGUACUAUAUUACGUAUUGGAUCACUAAAAAAUAAAAAAUUUACAUUACCAUGUAGUUUACCAAUAAAAUGGUCUGAUGGUGAUGUGGAUAUACUCGGAAUACAUAUCCCAAAGGAAGUAAAUGAUCUCACUUCAAUCCAUUUUAAUAGAAAGUUAGCAAAAAUAGAUAAGAUCUUGCUACCAUGGAAAGGUAAAUACCUGUCAAUUUGUGGAAAAAUCACCCUAAUUAACUCUUUAGUAUUAUCCCAGUUUAUCUAUUUGCUUAUGGUCUUGCCUACGCCUAGUGAACAGUUUUUUAAAUUAUAUGAGAAAAAAUAUUCAAUUUUAUUUGGAACGGCAAGCCAGACAAAAUUAAAAGGGCCUAUUUAUAUAAUGAAUACGAAUUCGGAGGACAGAAAUUAUUAAAUAUUAAAGCAUUAGACCUAUCACUAAAAGCUUCAGUCAUACAAAAGUUAUACUUAAAUCCGAACUGGUUCUCAAGCAAAUUAGUAAGAAUGUCUCACCCAAUGUUCAAGAAUGGCCUUUUUCCCUUUAUUCAGAUUACAACCUCUCAUUUUCAGUUAUUUGAAAAGGAAAUAAUCUCCCAAAUAUCACUAUUUCUAAAACAAGCCAUAGAAAGUUGGUUGCAAUUUCAAUUUAAUCCUCCAGAAACAACAGAACAAAUAAUGCAACAAAUAUUGUGGUUAAAUUCAAAUAUACUAAUUGACAAAAAAACUUUAUUUUUUGACAGAAUGUUUAAAAAAAGGUAUAAUCUUCGUAAAUGAUAUCAUCGGUAGGACUGGUGGAGUUAUGUCGCACAUGCAGCUAACAAAAACAUAUGGAAAUGUCUGCUCUACCCAAAAUUACAACCAAAUAAUUGCAGCCUUACCGCAAAAGUGGAAGAGGAAAGUGGAACGGGGAGAAAGUAAGGAACUUGUCUGUUGGCCUUACAUUAAAGAACAUAAUUGGUUAAGGAAAACUGUGAUAAAUAAAUAAAUAAAUAAAACAGUAUAUCAGUUUCACUUAAGGACCAAUGGAUUGACAGCCGUCCCAUAUAAAUUGCAAAAUAGUUGGGAAGAGAUUUUUGACGUACCGAUCCCAUGGCAUAGUGUUUAUGAACUGACACGCAAAACGACACCAGAUUCAAAAAUGUGAAUCUUUCAAUUUAAAUUAUUAUAUAAAAUUCUUGCUACCAAUAUAAUGUUAUUUAAAUGGGGGAUACAAUCUUCCCAGCUCUGCAGAUUUUGCUGUGAAGAGACAUAAUCAUUAGAUCAUUUGUUUUGGUUCUGUCCAUUUGUAGCUUGUUUUUGGACACAGGUCCAGGAAUGGCUAAAGGAUUGCAAUAUUUACCUGAAGCUAACCUUGCAGAUAGCAUUACUGGGUGAUCUGAAAAGUCAUAGUCAAUCGAUCAAUAAUAUAAUAAUACUUUUAGCCAAAAAAAAUAUUUUUUAUUCACAAUCUGUAGAAGCAAUGAGAAUAGAAAGGUUCAGAACUUUUGUAAAACAUUACAGUACGGUUGAAAUAUAUAUGGCAAAUAGAAAUCCUAUAUGGAUGGUGUUAAAAGAUAGAUGGGAGGUAUUGAAUAUAGUUGAAGGAUGGGACUAAUAACAAAUAACAACAAAUAAUAACAAGAUAACUAAUAAUGUAAGCAUACUGUGUCCAUAAUAAGUAUAUAGAUUGUAUGUUGGGAGCUUUUGGGAAAGAGCACAGUUAGAAAGAUAUGGCAUAUAGAAGCAAAACGGAUGGACAUCAGGAAAAUAAUCGGAGAGGUUGAGAGUAGAAGAAGUUCAGGAGCAAAAACAAAUACAAUUGAAUUAUUGUAAAAUUGAAUGUGUUCAUAAGGUGUAGAUAGUAAGUAUAGGCUGGAAGUAGAGGCCUGGGCAUUGUUGUUCACUAAUUUACCCCAAGUAGGGAAAGGAUGGCGGGGUUGAAAAGUAAUAAAGGGGAGUAUAUAUAUAAAAAACAUGGGGGAUUGGAAGUGAUGCAGACAAUUACAUUGAUGGAAGUUACAAUCUAUCUGCAAUAUUAAGCUGAUCUACCCCCACAAAAACAAAAACAAAAAGAAAGAAAGAAAGAAUGAAAGAAAGAAAGAGAGAAAGAGAGGAAGAAAGAGAGACAAGUUGAAUAUGUUUCUAUUAAACUACUCUUUAAACCCUUUAAAAUCUAUUGUUUUUACAUUUUAGAGGUCUCCUGAAAACUUUGAACCAGAAAUCUACGAUAAUGAGGGCAAGGGAGCAUACAGGUAACUCAGUAUUAUUUUACUUGUUUUCUCAUGAAUAGUUUGUAAGGACAAUGCCUCAUUUUUCAAAUCAUAUUCAGGGAAUGUAAUUAAAAUGUCAUUCUUCAUCAUUGUUUGUUCUACAGGUUCCAGUGCCCCAGUGCAGGUCUGUUCCAGUGCAGUAUAACAUGCCUGAAGUUUAGGAUGGAGGGAGAGGGAGAGUUGCUCUAUAGGACAGUCCCCUGGGACAGGAGGCUUCUAGCCCAGAGAGGCAAAAGGCCUGCAGGACCCCUGUUCAACAUUGACUGCUCUCAGAAGUCUGUCUGCCAACUACACCUCCCACACUGUGAGAUUCAUUCUGGUAAGUAAUACAUUUCCAGGGAGGUUAUAGACUACGUAUUCUUAAUCACCAUCAGUAGCAUCACUACUCCACUACUUGGUUGUUAUUUUCAUCUGAACAGAAGACUAAUGUUCUCUUUCUCUCCUAGAGGGUGGAUGUGACUUCCUGUCUGUAGCCCAUGUGACUGAUGAUGACAGUACGGAGUUUCUCCAUCCCCAUGAGACAACAGAAACUCAUGUCAUAUUAAACAUCAAUGGAUUCAGCAAAUAUGGCAUCACCAAGGAUAUGGAAGCCCCUGUCUCUCCUAUCCAUGGUCUGGUGCUACUAUUUUACCAACGCCCAGAUGAUACAAAUAAUUCCACCCUAAAUGUGUUGUUGCUGCCCAGAAAUGUUGACAUUGAUGAGGUAAGUAGAUUAGAGUUGUCAAACUCUUCUUUCGUUGGAAUUCUAUCAAACUCGUACUGUUGAACUCACCUUUUGCCUUAUUUUGGGGUGUAACGUAACACUAAAUGGUGAAUCCAAACCAGGGGGGUCUCUCGCUCGCCAACCCAACAUCUUAACCAUUACAUCAAGACGAUACCCUCAAGGUCCGAUGGCGACAUUUGGGCUUCCAUGUUUCAGGCAGGGCUUACUGUCACGACUUCCUCCGAAGCUGCUUCCUCUCCUUGUUCGGGCAGGCUUCGGUGUUCGUCGUCACCGGCCUUCUAGCCACUGCCUCUCCUCAUCUCAUCAUUCCAUUUGUUUUGUCUUGUUUAUUACACACACCUGGUUUCAAUUCCCCUCAUUAGUAGCUGUAUAAGUGUUCCCGCUGCCCCCUUGUCUUUGUGUGUGAUUGUUUAUUGUGGAGGUUAUAUGAGCUCGGUGGAGCGCCUUGUACUUUGUAUUGACAUAUAUACAGAAUAAACCUUUAUUCUGUGAUUUACCCUCCUGUGCCUGACUACCUCAUCAUGACAGUGUGUUCCAAUCCAUUUUCAAUCCUCUCAAGGUGUGUGAGAAAAGGAAGAGAAGGAAUGGAGACAGAGAAAUCUACAUUGAAAAAAAUCCUAACUGUAGACUAACCCCGGACCAAAAAUACACCCUCUCCACCGAUCUUACAGAUGAACAUCACAUAGAUCCAGAGGUAGGCUAAUAUAUAUAUAUAACAUGAGCUAGAGAGAGAGAGGAAAUGUGUUAACACAUGUACAUUAUUUUUGUGAUGCUACCUUGAUAAGAAAUAGAAAUCACGUACAAUUCUGUUUGACUUGAUACUUAUGCUUUUUUUUCAGGAAGCAGAGUUUGUGGAUUAUGAUUCCUAUACAAACUACAUGCCAACAUUUCAGUUGUGUUUAAAAACUGUUGUUGAAGAAGUGAAUCUUCUUCUGGAAGAACAUGACGGUCCUGAAAAUGAACGCGUAUGGAACCGCCUUGUUUCACUACCAGGUAACUGAAAUUCAGAGAGUGGGAGUUACUAUAGAACUAGUAGUAAUAGUAGCAUUUUACAUUUUACAUUAGUAGCAAUCAUCAUAAUAUAUGGUAGUAGUGCUGUUGUUGAUUUAAUCUAAUUAUGAUACAAUUGAUUAUUUCACCAUAUAAAUGUAGUACAUCACCUUCUCUUUUAAUCCACAGCCUCACCAACAGAAGUGAAGUCUACAGGUAACUGGUCUCAUCAAACCUUAUACUUGUCUUAGUCUCAUCAACUCACAAUUCAAUUGGGAACAACUCAUAUUCUCCUAAUGGUUCUGUGUUGUGCGCCAUUUGAUUUGACCUGCGGUUUAACCUCAUAAACUGCACCAUAAACUUAAACGACUAUAUUCUUUAUGGUCUGUCACUUAUUUUGUUAAAGGUCAUGCACAGUCAAAAUCAUGUUUUUCAUGAAAUGUGAUGAUAUUCGGAUUAAAUCAGAUCAAAGUAGGAUGACCAAAGUAUAAAAAAUGACUGUUGCUUCUGCAUUGAUAAAGUUAUCAUAAAGUUACUCAUCCUCUCCCCCAUGUCAACCACUUGGAUUCAGGAGCUGGGAUUAUUAAAGGAUUUUUGUGACAUUAUUUUCUUACCUAAUUAAAAUAAGUACCGCCUUGUAACCAACAUCGCAGAAGGCGUAUUCGCAGAGGGGUGUGGUUUACAUAGCAGCGUGUUCGAUGAAUAGGGGAAACCUGUAAUUAUAUUUUCUAAGGCAAAUAUACUUAUAGGUUUCCGCUUUCAUCUGUGUCUGGUGUUGGCUAGUUACUGGCUAGCUAGGUCUUUCACCAGCAUGGAACAAAAAUGGAGGAAGGUUAGCCCAAAACUCAGACACAAUUGUCAUGUCAUUACAUCAAGAGACAAACAUGAGAUUCAUACAAACUUCUUGACAUCAUUGAUAGUCAUGAUAUAUGACAUAUUAAGUAAUUAACAUUGUCUGACUGAGUUGACAAAACAUUAUGAACACCUGCUCUUUCCUGACAUAGACUGACCAGGUGAAUCCAGGUGAAAGCUAUGAUCCCUUAUUGAUGUAACUUGUUAAAUCCACUUCAGUCAGUGUAGAUCAGGGGUGUCAAACUCAUUUUAGCUCAUGGGCCACAUGGAGGAAAAUCUAUUCCCAAGUGGGCCGGACCGGAAAAAUCAUGGUAUAUAUAACUUAAAAACAACAACUUCAGAUUGUUUUCUUUGUUUUAAUACGAUCAACAUACAACAUAAAGCUGGAGCCUGAGGACAGUGUGUCCAAAAUAGUACAAGCACAACAUCACUAUUAAUCAUAAAACACGUCAAGUUUAUUUGAAAAUUCUAAAGAAAAAGAACACAAACACACAAUGCCUCAGUGAUUAACAGAACUGUUUCACAGAUCACAGAACUAUAUCAGGGUGUCAUUUCUCAGGCAGAAAUGUAGAUAAAAAUAAUGAAAUCCUGUUCCCCAAACAAGUGCAAGAACCACAGAGUCAAGAAUAGGUUAAAUAUACAAAUAAAAUGUCACGAUCGUCUGAGGAAACGGACCAAUACGCAGCGCGUGGAGUGAACAUGAUGACUUUAUUUAAUAAAGCACGUAAAAUACAAAACAAAAGACGAAAGUGAAGUCCUACAGUGACUAUGACUGAAACGGAACAAAAACCCACAAAACCAAGGAGAAACCACACAGUAUAAAUAUGGCUCCCAAUCAGAGAUAACGAGCCGACAGCUGACACUCGUUACCUCCGAUUGGGAGUCAUAUGACUAAACAAGCACAGUCACCAAACAUAGAAAUCAACAACCUAGACACCCCAACAUAGAAAUACACCCAAACCAAUGAAAAUGAACAACCCUGGCUCAAAAUCAAAGUCCAUGGAGCCAGAGUGUCACAGUACCCCCCCCUAAAGGUGCGAACUCCGGGCGCACCAACAUAAGGACUAGGGGAGGGUCUGGGUGGGCGUCUGUCCACGGUGGCGGCACUGGCCCCGGUCGUGAUCCCCACCCCACCACAGUCACAACCUGCUUCAGUAGCCUCCUCCCAAUGACCACCCUCCAACUAACCCCACCUGGACUAAGGGGCAACACCGGACUAAGGGGCAGCACCGGACUAAGGGGCAGCACCGGACUAAGGGGCAGCACCGGACUAAGGGGCAGCACCGGGAUAAGGGGCAGCACCGGGCUAAGGAGCAGCACCGGACUAAGGGGCAGCACCGGGCUAAGGGACAGUACCUGACUAAGGGGCAGCACCGGACUGAGGGGCAGCUCCGGACUGAAUGGCGGAUCCUGGCUGGCUGGCUCUGGCGGAUCCUGGCUGGACGGCUCAUGGCUGGCUGACGGAUCUGGCUGCUCAUGGCUGGCUGACGGAUCUGGCUGCUCAUGGCUGGCUGACGGAUCUGGCUGUUCAUGGCUGGCUGACGGAUCUGGCUGCUCAUGGCUGGCGGAAGGCUCUGGCUGAUCCUGUCUGGCGGACGGCUCUGGCUGAUCCUGUCUGGCGGAAGGCUCUGGCUGAUCCUGUCUGGCGGAAGGCUCUGGCUGAUCCUGUCUGGCGGAAGGCUCUGGCUGAUCCUGUCUGGCGGAAGGCUCUGGCUGAUCCUGUCUGGCGGAAGGCUCUGGCUGCUCCUGUCUGGCGGAGAGCUCUAGCGGCUCCGGUCUGGCGGACGGCUCUGAAGGCUCAUGGCAGACGGGCGGCUUUGCAGGCUCAGUACAGACGGGCAGUUCCUGCGGCGCUUGGCAGACGGACAGUUCAGACGGCAUUGGGCAGACGGGCAGUUCAGACGGCGUUGGGCAGACGGACAGUUCAGGCCCCGUUGGGCAGACGGGCAGUUCAGACGGCGUUGGGCAGACGGACAGUUCAGGCCCUGUUGGGCAGACGGCAGACUCUGGCUGUCUGAGGCGCAUCGUAGGCCUGGUGCGUGGUGCCGGAACAGGAGGUACCGGGCUGAGGACACGCAUCUCAGGGCUAGUGCGGGGAGAAGCAACAGGGCAUGCUGGACCCUGGGGACGCACCGUAGGCCUGAUGCGUGGUGCCAGAACUGGAGGUACCGGGCUGAGGACACGCAUCUCAGGGCUAGUGCGGGGAGCAGCAACAGGGCAUGCUGGACCCUGGGGACGCACCGUAGGCCUGAUGCAUGGUGCCGGAACUGGAGGUACCGGGCUGAGGACACACAUCUCAGGGCUAGUGCGGGAAGCAGGAACAGGACGCACAGGACUCGGGAAACACACAGGAGGCUUAGUGCGUGGUGUAGGCACUGGUGGGAAAGGGCUGGCGACGCGCACCGUAUCCCUGGUGCGAGUGGCCGGAACAGGCCGGGCCGGGCUGGCGAAGCGCACCGUAUCCCUGGUGCGAGUGGCCGGAACAGGCCGGGCUGGGCUGGCGAAGCGCACCGUAUCCCUGGUGCGAGUGGCCGGAACAGGCCGGGCCGGUCUGGCGAAGCGCACCGUAUCCUUGGUGCGAGGGGUCGUAACAGGCCGGACCGUACUGGAGGCACACACCACUGGCUCUACCCCGGGAACUGGAACGGGCCGGACCGGACUGGAUACACACCUCAGUCUCUCACGCCGUGCCUCUACAUCUCCUUUCCCUACUUUGGCCAGUGACCCCCGUAACCUGGUUGCCUCCUGAAUACGCCCCUUCUCUGCCUCCGUUAGCCCCCUUAACCUGGUAGCCUUCUGAAUUUGCCUUGUGGCAGCCUCCUGCUGCUCAGUCGCCCAAGCCAUGUGCCCCCCCCAAAAAAUUUCUUGGGGUUGCCUCUCGUCCUUCCGACGUUGGCUCUGCCGACGCCGUUGCUCCUCUCUCCGUCGCCUCUCCUCUGUUUCGCUCCAUGGACGGCGAUCCAUGCCAUCCAGGAUUUCUUCCCAAGUCCAGGACCCUUUUCCGUCCAAAAUCUCCUCCCAUGUCCAGACCUUUGGAGCUGGGUCCUGUUGCCGCUUGACACGCUGCUUGGUCCUCUUAUGAUGGGUUUUUCUGUCACGAUCGUCUGAGGAAACGGACCAAUACGCAGCGCGUGGAGUGAACAUGAUGACUUUAUUUAAUAAAGCACGUAAAAUACAAAACAAAAGACGAAAGUGAAGUCCUACAGUGACUAUGACUGAAACGGAACAAAAACCCACAAAACCAAGGAGAAACCACACAGUAUAAAUAUGGCUCCCAAUCAGAGAUAACGAGCCGACAGCUGACACUCGUUACCUCCGAUUGGGAGUCAUAUGACUAAACAAGCACAGUCACCAAACAUAGAAAUCAACAACCUAGACACCCCAACAUAGAAAUACACCCAAACCAAUGAAAAUGAACAACCCUGGCUCAAAAUCAAAGUCCAUGGAGCCAGAGUGUCACAUAAAAUCAAUUAAAAACAAUAGCACAUCAACAUAAAAACAUAUAAACAUAAAGCUGGAGCCUGAGGACAGUGUGUCCAAAAGCACAACAUCACUAUUAAUCAUAAAACACCUCAAGUUAUUUGAAAUUCUGAGGACAAACAACACACAAACACACAAUGCCUCAGUGAUUCAGAGAAGUAUAUCACAGAUCACAGAACUAUAUCAGGGUGUCUCAUGCAGCACUUUAAGUGGGGUUGCAUAGUUUAUUUGACUCCUGAUACCUGGCAUCUUUUAGCUUUCACCAGCGCAUCAAUAUCAGGUGUCACAUCCUGAGUGGCAGCCAACUUCAGGAUGUGAUUCAAGUGCUUGUGCGUGAGCCUUGAGCGCAGCUUUGUUUUAUUUAUGCUCAUUACAGAGAAAACUUGCUCACAAAGAUAUGUGGCUCCAAACAUGCACAACAGUUUUGCAGCGAGGGCUGUCAAGUUGGGGUAACCUGGCAAGAGAUUCUGAUUAAAUGUGUCCAAGCCAGCUGCGGCAAAUUUGCCCUUCAAAUCCGAGUCACACUGCAAGUCUAUUAUUUCAAGUUGGAUGUGGUCCUCUGUAGCUCAGCUGGUAGAGCACGGCGCUUGUAACGCCAAGGUAGUGGGUUCGAUCCCCGGGACCACCCAUACACAAAAAAAAAUAAAAAAUGUAUGCACGCAUGACUGUAAGUCGCUUUGGAUAAAAGCGUCUGCUAAAUGGCAUAUUAUUAUUAUUAUUAUGCUGACGGGCAGAUCAGCGGGAUUCACGGUGAAUGGCGAGCAAAAAACUUUGAAGUCUUUCUCCAGUUCACCAAAAAUCUGAAAGCGUUGCUCAAACUCCUGUAACAGUCCCGUUAUUUUAUCUUUGAACCGCUUCAUGUCUGCCACAUGUUGGGUCGCGCACACAUUUUUCAGACAGGGGAAGUGAGCUGCAUCACCACCGGCAAGUUGCGUCUCCCACAAUGACAGCUUCAACUUGAAAGAACGUAUGCUGUCAUAAUACUGCGUGACAACUUUGUUGCGCCCUUGCAGCUGUUUGUUCAAGUUAUUCAGGUGCUCUGUAACAUCCACCAUAAAUGCAAGGUCCUGCAUUCCCCCACUGGGAAGAGUAUUAUUACUGAGAUAAUUACUGAUGUCCUGUAUUGUAAGAGCAAUACAAUUGAUGAAUACUAUUUUUCUGAUAUAAACUGAUCAUACUUUUAAUGUCCUUAAUAUAAACACUUUGAGGUUAUAGACCCUUUUUCUCUCUCUGUCCCAGCCCCUCUCCCUGCAGCCACUCCUGCCAGACCCCCUACUUUCUCAGGACAGGACUUCAUUACCAAACACAAGAGUGCUCUAGAAACUCGCCUGGGACUCUUGCCGCGCAUUCUGUCGCUUCUGGAGGAUCACAAAGUUCUGAAUGCUGAGGAGAGGGAGGAGGUGGUCAGCAAAUCCACCGAUAUCCUAAAGAACCAAGCCCUGCUGAACAUGGUGGUGAAGAAAGGGGCUCGUGCCCAGAAACAAUUCUACCAGGUCCUGAAGGAAGUAAAUCCCUACCUGGUCGAAGACCUGGAAGAGCAGACAGUCUGA